AUCGAACGUUAAACAAAGAUGACAUGACACCCGAGGAACACCCGGGUGGGAAUCCGAACGCAGCCUAGAGCUAUAGAUCUGUUUGCUUGAAUCCCCAAAAAUUUUUGAACUUAAAAUGAGAUAGAUACAUAUUUGGGCGUUGAAAAGAGAGAAAGCGAAGAUGCCGAAUGCAAAAAGUACAAACAACGUGAACAGACCUACGAUGUAAUCGGUAACAUAGUUAAAAUGCAAUUGGUAAAUGAAUUAAUCAGCCAAUUAAAGCCCGUAAAUCAUAACGAUGAAUGGCGGACAUCGUAUGAUAAAUGUCGUAGUGUGAAUCCUACAUUUCAAGUGAUUUCAAGUUGGGCUCGUUUAGAGUAAUCUCGAGCAGCUCCUGAGAGAAAACGAACAAUACUUAAGUAAACAUUAUGAGGUCUAUUCUUUGUGACUGAACUGGGCUGAACUAAUGCACUUCUGGAAUUUAAAGUGAGAUAGAUAUAUAUUUAAUAUUUGACGAAAACACAAGAAAGAGAAUUCUGGUGCAGUUUAGUGCAGUAAUAAAAAAGAAGAUAUAAACGAAAAUGUCUUGGCUCUUUGGCAAAAAGAAGCAUAAGGAUUCACCUCCCGAAAGGGAUGAGCAAGAGGAACAACCUGCCACAGAUCUGGGGGAUGAAUUCAUAGUAAUUGAAAGAAGAAGGCCUUCUUUGCCACCUAAUGUUGGUGACCACAAUACUUUUUAUCCUAAUAGAUUAUAUCCAUUUAUUGAUGGAACGGCAAUGAACCCUACAAUAUCAGAUGGUAAUUUACCAAAACUGACUCAACAACUUGAUGCUCCACAUUAUCUAAGUGAUGUACCAUUUAAGUUAUGUAAACAAUUGCAAAGUAACAUGAAUAGUGAUUUGGAGAUAGACAGUCUACGAAUUAGCGAAAUAAUGUCUUUCAUUGAAAGAUUAGAGAAUCAGAAUUACAAUUAUGAUUUCUCUCUUGAAACUGGAGUCAUUACAGAAAUGGAUAGCAGAACUACCGACUGACUUGAAACUUUUUUAAGUCUUAUUUUUAUAUAUGUAAUGAGAAUGUAAAUUUUACAAAUCAAACUUAUAGCCCGUAAGAGUUCGCACUGAUUUGAGUUGGAUUAAUGAUUGCUUAGCUCUCCGAUUGAUAGAAUAUGUCAAUAGUAGAGCAUUAAUCCAAUCCAAAUAUAAACUCUAAAAUGCUAUUAGAUGUAUACACAUGUAUCUUUUAAUUAUAUACACAUGUAAUAAAAUUCAUUUUAAAAAAGCAAA
This is a messenger RNA of Acromyrmex echinatior (Panamanian leafcutter ant), 1262 nucleotides long. RefSeq lists its product as uncharacterized. NCBI's taxonomy places the organism in Eukaryota, Metazoa, Arthropoda, Insecta, Hymenoptera, Formicidae. The record is from RefSeq and is a predicted model, not a curated record.